Messenger RNA from Lactuca virosa, 1642 nucleotides. The record is from the annotation of a GenBank genome assembly. NCBI's taxonomy places the organism in Eukaryota, Viridiplantae, Streptophyta, Magnoliopsida, Asterales, Asteraceae.
AGGUUUUCACUUUUCACCAUCACGUUGUUCUUUCUUCUUCUCCUAUGGAUUUCGAAUCCAAAUACGAGGUUUCGCGCGUGGCCACCUUCAUUCGCAGCAAUAACUUCAAAAGGGUAGCUUUACAGUUCCCCGAUGAGCUGCUAAAGGACUCCACUCGAGUUGUGGGCGCUCUACGUAAUGCGCUUUUUGGGUUAUGUUGCAAAGGAGACGAUAACGAAGUGAAGGAUAUUGGGUUGUAUGUAAUGGCUGAUACUACUUAUGGUAGCUGCUGUGUUGAUGAGGUUGGUGCAUCUCACAUUAAUGCCGACUGUGUCGUUCAUUAUGGACAUACCUGUCUAAGCCCGACAACAAAACUUCCUGCAUUCUUCGUUUUCGGGAAAGCUCCAAUAAAUGCAUCUGACUGCGCCAAACAUCUGGGCAAUUAUGCAUCGUCUAGUACGAAACCUGUAAUGGUCCUUUUUGGAUUGGAAUAUGAGCAUGCAUUAAAAGAUAUCAUAAUAGAAGCAUCAGCAUCAGCAAGAUGUAAACUGCAUUUUGCGGAUGUUAUGAGUCAAGCUAUGAUUCCAAGUCCAAGUCCAACAAAAGGUUCUGAAAAUGCAGCAACAACUUAUAGGAUCGGGGGAUUGUUUUGGAGUUUAAAUGAGGGUCACACUAUGGAUGACUACUCAUUGUUUUUUAUCGGGCCUGAUAAUUCAGCUUUUGCGAAUGUUGUACUUACCUUCAACAGUUGUGAAAUAGUCAGAUACGACGCAACAGAAAAUAAAAUGUUAACAGAUACGUCUCAACAACGAAGAAUUCUCAAGCGUAGAUACUACCUAGUUGAGAAAGCAAAAGAUGCUGAAAUUGUUGGAAUAUUGGUGGGAACACUUGGUGUUGCUGGAUAUCUAAGUAUGAUCCAUCAAAUAAAAGAGAUGAUUACAAGAGCUGGGAAGAAGGCCUACACACUUGUCAUGGGAAGACCAAAUCCUUCAAAACUUGCCAACUUUCCAGAGUGUAAUGUCUUCAUCUAUAUCUCUUGUGCGCAAACUGCUCUUUUGGAUAGUAAAGAUUUCUUGGCUCCUGUUAUUACUCCUUUUGAAGCUAUUCUCGCUUUCAACAGGGGAAGUGAGUGGACCGGAAAAUACAUAAUGGAAUUUCAGGAGUUGGCUGCGGUGGGUAUAGACAUGCCCAUGCCAAGAAAAGAAGCACGGUUUUCAUUCCUUGAAGGUGGUUACAUAGAAGAUCCUGAUUUGCAACAAGAUAUCAAUGGUGAAGAUGAAAAUGGAGUUGUUUCUUUAGUGAAUGCACAAAGUGCACUGCAGGAGCGUGGUAAGGACAUGGUUAAGGGAAGCGCAAGGUCAGGGUUAGAGUUUUUUGCUUCUCGGUCUUUUCAAGGUCUUGACAUCAAAAAUAGUAAUAAUAGUAACGGGCCAGAGCCAUUCAUAAUUGGAAGAACGGGUAAGGCCUCGGGCUAUGACAAUGAAACAACCAAAAGCUCUACCUAGAUCCAAAUCUUUUAACUGCACUGCGCAUAUUGCUUGAAUUCAAACUUUACAUUUUUUUUUAGUUUGCUUGCUUUUAUUGUUGUUGAUAUGAGCUAAAUGGGCAUUAUGUUGUAAACUUGUAAUUCAGGUUCUUAUAAACGAAAUUGGAUAUUCAUUCA